GCCUUUUUUUUGUUCUAUUUAAAUUUUAUGAAAAAUAAAAAUGAAUUCAACAUCAAAAUAUGCUAAUCUACCAUUCAUUGCAUCCGGUGAACGUGAUGUUUAUGAAACGGAUGAUCUUCCUGAAUCUGAUCGGAUUAUUCAACAACAACAACAACAGCCUGAUUCAUCGAUCGAAAUAAUACCAUCAAAUAGUGUUGAUGCAUUCAAUAAAUUUGCUGUUGCUGAUUCAAUACAGAAAUCAUCAUCAUUGGAAUCAAAAGAAUCAAAUGUUUCAUUAGUGGAAAAAUAUAAACAGAUUCAAUUGGAAAUUGAAAAUCUUCAACAUUCGAUUCAAUCGAAUGAACAAUCCACAGCCGAUGAUUCUUCAUUCAUGCCUAAAGAUAUUGAAAAUUUAUUCACACAAUUGGCUAAUUUACAUGAUGUUUGUUUCAAAAAAUUGGACACAUCACAAUUGAUUAAAGAUGUUCGCCGUGAACAGCAGCAACCAGAUGAUCAACCAAUCGUAUAUGAAUUAUAUCGAAAACCAGAUAAAGAAGAUAUUGUUGAAUUGGCCAGAAUGAAUGCGCUGGAACAACGGUUGAAAAAAAUUGAAUCAACCAUUGGUUUGAAUGAAAUCAUCAAAGAUUCAUCAUCAUCACAUCCAUUGUUGAAUAAUUAUCUUAAAGAUCAAUCAAUAAUGGAUAUUGUGAUCAAUUUGAGCAAUAAAAUCGUACAACUUGAUUAUCAAUCAUUGGAUCGUUUAGAUGCCCGUUUACAAUUGAUUGUGGAUAGAUUACAACAAAUUAAUGAAAAAAAAUCCACACUAACUGAAUUGGAUAAAGAAGAUAGAUUGAAUGAACUAUAUAAUUGUUAUGUAAAAAUUAAUGAAAAUCGUCCAUUAUUACCAAACAUAUUGGAACGUCUUCAAGUGUUGAAUGAUCUCCAGGAUCAAGCGUCCAGAUUCGCCAAUACAAUGACGGCAAUGGAAACAAUGCAAAAUGAAAUUAAAACAUCGUUGGAUCAUAAUAAUCAAAACAUUAAAAAUCUUACGGAAAUGUUCGGCAAAUUAUCCACUAUACAAAAUGUUGUGGAUGAUUUUCAAAAUCGUUUGGAUAAAAUUACAACAAAAACAAAAAAUUAAUUAAGACACCUGAUUGAAUUAUUGGAGAAUUCUUUUUUUUUAUUUAUAAUUAAUUAAUAAAAUUUUUCACUUUUUUCUGUGUA
This is a messenger RNA of Dermatophagoides farinae (American house dust mite), 1203 nucleotides long. RefSeq names its product dynactin subunit 2 (gene DCTN2-p50). Gene Ontology annotation, biological process: microtubule-based process. NCBI's taxonomy places the organism in Eukaryota, Metazoa, Arthropoda, Arachnida, Sarcoptiformes, Pyroglyphidae. The record is from RefSeq and is a predicted model, not a curated record. Gene Ontology annotation, cellular component: dynactin complex.